This is a messenger RNA of Trichoplusia ni (cabbage looper), 5610 nucleotides long. RefSeq names its product 3'-5' RNA helicase YTHDC2-like. The record is from RefSeq and is a predicted model, not a curated record. Gene Ontology annotation, molecular function: RNA binding; ATP binding; protein binding. Gene Ontology annotation, cellular component: intracellular anatomical structure. Bases 136 to 4242 code for a protein of 1368 amino acids. The transcript has 12 exons. Lineage: Eukaryota; Metazoa; Arthropoda; Insecta; Lepidoptera; Noctuidae.
ACAGAUGACAGUAAUGAAUAUGGAAUCGUAGUAGUUUUCUUUCGUUAAUUCGUUACUCCAAUAAAGUGCUUGCUUAGUAAACAAUAUAUUAGUUUUAUGUAAAAUAUUGUUUUGGUAAACAUAUAAAGUUUUAAUAUGAGUUCUAAAAAGAGUAGGCGCCAUACAGGCAAUAAGCAUUUUCCUAUAGCUGAGUCUGUGAGUAUUGCACUGAAGAUUCAGUUGGAUAAGUUUUUAAGUGAUGAAAACGAGACUGAACUUAAGUUCCCGACGUUCCUGUCGGCUCAAGAACGUGGAUUCAUCCACGAGACAGUUGCUAAACUCGGACUGAAGUCGAAAUCGCGCGGGAAAGGGGUUAACAGAUACAUAACUAUAUACAAAAGGAUUGGGUCAACUAUCAUUCAGAAUGAUGCCAAACUCAUUCUGGAUUCGAACAUGCGCUGCAGUAUUGCAGAGCUCUGCAAUGCUUUCCCCAUCACUAGCAAAGAGAAGGAUGACCUCAGCAGUUGUCCAGAAAAGGAAAGGAGUCCACAACUCACACAUAAAUCUAUGGGGCAGCUGAAUAAUGGAGUUGCACAGGUACCAAACACACAGUACAAUCCAGAUCUGCUGAAGUUCAGAGAGAAGUUACCCGUUUAUGAACAGCGACAGGACCUCAUCAAUGCCGUGUUACACAAUCAGGUGAUAAUAGUGGCGGGCGCGACGGGGUGCGGCAAGACGACGCAGCUGCCGCAGCUGGUGCUGGACUACUGCCAGGAGCACAAGCAGCCCGCCAGGAUGUACUGCACGCAGCCGCGCAGGAUCUCCGCUGUGGCCGUGGCCGAGAGGGUUGCUUACGAGCGCAUGGAGAAGAUAGGCCAGUCCAUCGGCUACCAGAUCAGGCUGGAGUCCCGCGUCAGUCCCCGCACAGUGCUCACGUACUGCACCAACGGAGUGCUGCUCAGGACGCUCAUGGCCGGAGACACGUCCCUCACAGGUGUGACCCAUAUAUUUGUGGACGAGGUUCACGAGAGGGACAAGUUCAGCGACUUCCUGUUGAUCGCGCUCCGGGACGCUCUGCCGCGCUUUAAGGAACUCAAACUAGUUCUCAUGUCGGCCACUAUGGACACGCAAAUAUUCUCCAGGUACUUCAACAACUGCCCCGUGAUCACGAUCCCGGGCCGCCUGCACGAGGUCCAGCGCUACUACCUGGAGGAUGUGCUGAAGAUCACGCAGUACCGCACCAGCAAGAUGGCGCAGGUCGAGAAGGAACUCAAGAACAAGCUCAAGAGCGGGCACAGCUACUGGUCGCAUCUAGAAAGUCAGAAACAAGAUGAUGCGGGAAACAGCAGUAAGGAAGUCAAAGAGGAGAAGGAAAUUGUGAUCGACCCGGCGCUGCAGGCCGACAUGGAUGAGUUUUUAGACGAGUGCUUUAACGAAGGCAGUCUGGACUCGUUCACCCAGAUCCUGUACAUGUACAUGUCGGAGGGCGUCCCUGUGGGCCUGCAACACGCGCGCAGCGGCCGCAGCGGGCUCAUGGCGGCCGCCGCGCGCGGCCUGCCCGAGACUGUCGCGCAGAUGCUGCAGAUCGGUGCGGAUCCAUCAACAAAAGACAACGACGGCAAAACAGCAUACGAUUACGCUGUAGAGAACAACCACACUGAGUGUGCUAAACUACUGUCAACCUUCAACUUCACAGAAGAGACCAAGGAGAACUCAGAGGAAGACGCAGCAGUAGAAAACUUCCUUCUAGAUGUAUACCAUCAUACGUUCUCCGAAGAACUGAUAGACCAUGAUCUCAUGCUAGCCUUGAUCAAACACAUACACAUAAACUUACCCAAAGGCAGCAUCCUCAUCUUCCUACCAGGAUACGAUGAUAUAGUAACUCUCAGAGACAUGAUCCAAUCCUGCACAGACAUGAACGUCUUAAAAUACCAGAUAUUCACGCUACACAGCAAUAUGCAGACGUUGGACCAGAAGAAAGUGUUCAAUCCGCUGCCUAACGCAAGGAAGAUUAUAAUAUCGACAAAUAUAGCCGAGACGUCGAUAACUAUAGAUGAUGUGGUGUAUGUGGUGGACUCGUGUAAGGUGAAGGAGAAGUACUACGAGUGUAACGGCGGCGUGUGCUCGCUGCAGUGCGUGUGGAGCUCGCGGGCGUGUUGCCAGCAGCGGGCCGGCCGCGCGGGCCGCACCAAGCCCGGACACAGCUUCCACAUGUGCUCCAAGCGACGGUUUAACACUCUACCACUUAACUCAGUACCAGAAAUCUUGCGAGUACCUCUCCAAGAGCUGUGCCUCCAUACUAAACUCCUCGCUCCAGGCAAUACCCCAAUCGCUGACUUCCUUUCCAAAGCUCUAGAGCCCCCGUCUUUCCUAGCUGUUCGUAAUGCAGUCACGUUACUCAAAACAAUCGGCGCGCUAACCCCCAUGGAGGAUUUAACCGAAAUCGGACAACAUCUCCUAGACCUAACUGUUGAACCAAAGUUAGGAAAAAUGCUGUUGUAUGCAUGCGUGAUGAAGUGCCUCGAUCCUAUCCUGACGAUUGUCUGUAGCUUAGCUAAUAAGGAACCCUUCCAAAUAUCCAUGAACCCUGAGAAUAGGAAGCGAGGAAGUUCUGCCAGAAAGGAGUUUGCAGCUGAUAGUUAUUCUGAUCAUAUGGCGCUGUUAAGGGCUUUCCAGGCGUGGCAGACGGCCAGGGCUAAUGGUACAGAGCGCGCAUUCUGUGCUAAGAAUCUAAUAUGUGGUGCUACAAUGGAAAUGAUAGUAGGUUAUAGGUCCCAGUUGCUCGCUCAGCUACGAGCGCUAUGUCUCGUCAAAGCUCGAGGAUCUGGGGAUAUCAAGGAUGUUAACCUUAAUUCAGAGAAGUGGCACGUCGUGAAAGCGGUGCUUGUAAGCGGGCUGUACCCUUCAAUAGCCCGUGUCGACCGAGAUUCUAGUUCGUUAAGAACAUCAAAGGAAGUGAAGGUUGCCUUCCACCCGAGCUCGACACUACACCAGGGCGGAGGACUGACCGGCUCACAGAAAUCUGUACAGAACUUACCCACAGACUGGGUGGUCUUCGAAGAGAUAUCGAGAGCGGGAAGGUUUUGCUUCAUACGGUGCAACACAUUAGUUACCCCUUUGACUGUAGCCUUAUUCGGGGGACCGUUGAGAUUGCCGAUAGGAGCUUUAACUCAACGCGCCAACCCGCCCGGACUGUCCAGCGACUCCGACAGUGAAGCUGAUGAGAACAAUUCAUCUCCCGAUACAGCGGUACUAACGCUGGACGACUGGAUGGCCUUCACAGCUGACGCCUCAGACGCCAUCAGCGUGUUCUAUUUAAGACAAAAGCUAUGCGCGUUAGUUAUACGUCGCAUGUCGAACCCCGCUAAACCAAUGUCGCCUUUAGACGAACAGAUCCUUAGCACUGUAGUCCACGUAAUAGGUGCUGAAGAGAAGAACGUAGGCUUGAACCAGCCAAUAGGAAUCGGGCAGCGACCCAAACCGUUAACAGUUGACUCUCCGAACUGGCGCUCUCGACUUGAAAACGACGAGCAGUACCGUCACGAUAACAAGUACUACCAGCAGCAGUUCAAUCAGAACGAAUUUCCCGGUGGGAACUUCUAUAACAACGCUUAUGGGUACAGGAAUGGUCAAGGUCGACCUGGAUGGAGGAACGAUGCUCCUCAAGGGUUUUCUCCGCAGUCAUACAGCGGGCCUAAGAGCCCGAUGUCGCCGAACGGCAAGACCUUAUUAGCUAACAUUGAGAAGUAUUCGACGGAGGGUGGGGAGGGCAAUGUUAGGUACUUCGUGGCGAAGGCUGAUGACCUUCAUACUGUGGAGGUGGCGCAGAAUACUGGCAGCUUCCCCUUCACGCAGAGCACUGCUAAGAAACUGCAGAAGGUUAAACAGGAGGGUAGUCGCGUGGUGGUAUUCUUCUCGUGCGCGAGCGCGUUCAAGUUCGUGGGCUGCGCCGCGCUGAUGGACGGCGGCGGCCUGGACUGGCUCUCCACGCAACACGUGCCCUUCCAUAUGUUGCGCCACGUAAGCAACUCCCUAGCGGGCGGGGCGCGGGCCUCCAGCGCGCGCGACGGCGCGGAACUGUGCGCGCCCGCCGCCCGCGCGCUGCUGGCCGCGCAGCCGCGGCGCAGGCAACACCAACACCAGCAGCAACACCAGCAACAACACCAGCAACAACACCAGCAGCAACACCAACAGCAUCAGCAGCAGCCGCACCAACAUCAGCAGCACCCCCGCGCCAUACAGAAGCACGCCACUGAUCUGUGAAGACAACAUUGCAAUACUCGGGCGUAAUCACCUCAUGACUGUUCAAGGUAAACAAUUGACUAGGAUAUCACGUCGUGACAAAAUAAUUAACUUUUACAAACGCGAUAGUAGAAGGGAUUGGAAACGCAAGAUCUAUUGUCUUGCAGACUAAAAGAUCUGCAAAACAAGGUUUCCAACAUGAAAAUGUAGAUAAUGAUGUCACAGUUACAACGAGCCUAACAUUGAAUUGUUUAGCAUUUUUUUCUUAGAUACUCUAAUUUUCAAAAGAUUAAUACAAUCGUACUUUAAUGUACGUACUUACCUUAUUUCUUUCAUUGAUAACUCAAAGCUUAACUAUAUCAUUAGUUUACAAACUAACAUUUAUUUCUUCUCUUAAUAAUACGAAACAAAGGCGAGGAGAUAACAAUUCCUCGUUACAUCUCAAAGCUUUAUAUUGGUGGAACCACACAUUUGGGAUCUGCGACCUACGACAAAAUAUAUGUUUUAUAAUUGUCAUGUUGUCAUUCGGUUGGCUUGUAUAAGCGCGCCUUUAAAGUCAAAAGCCUUAUCCAUAUGUGUAAGAUUGAAAUGGUUUGGUGAGACUUGACAAAUGUGUGGUUUCAACUCUAUAUAAUGGUUUUUAUGACGUAAGCGUUUUGCUUUCAUCGAGAUAAUUUUAAUUGUAUGUGGUUUUUCGUAUUAACAUAUUUUAGAAUAACUCUCAACAUCCAUAACCAGUAAGGGCCUUCUCACACUUAUCAGCUUAUGCCAGUAGAUAAUACUAAUUAUUAUUUUGUAUGAAAAAGCGCACGGAUCCUUUCCGCUAUACGCCUCUUCAUACAAAAUCGUUGUUUUCUAUACACUGAAGAAUGAAUAAGUUUGCUAGAGCUGAAUAAAUGUGAAAAGUCCCUUAUACUACGCUUACGACUAUGCAAGACUGCUUUUGUUGUGCAAGUGGGACGCCGCUACUCACUAUAGCGCCAUCUCCCUUCCGCAUCGGAACAGUAUUGCUUUCAAGGAAGGUAUAAGUUCCGAAUUGACAAUGCAAGGAACCCUUUGAUAAAGAUUUUAUUAUACAUCCCUGAGAAAUAAUAAAUGCAUUUUUUGUUGUAAGUAAGUACCACACGUUUGGUUUCGAAGCCAGUAUUAUAGACCAGUAGGAUAUAGACUAGGACCAAUGAUUUUGUCUACACGCAAUUCAACGUUUUUUAAUAUUAGAAAAAAUAAUACAGAGCUUUUAAAACACGCUUUAAAUAAUUUUAUUCUAGCAGAUUCACGCGAAAUACUAACAUUUUCAUGAUAAUAAACACUUUUAUAAUAUAACGCAAUUAAUAAAAACGUUCUACAUCGUGAACGUUCGGAAAUGUUCGGUUUCAUUCGCUCAUUAAC